Messenger RNA from Phyllostomus discolor (pale spear-nosed bat), 3104 nucleotides. It is a transcript of the gene NR2C1, whose product is annotated as nuclear receptor subfamily 2 group C member 1. The record is from RefSeq and is a predicted model, not a curated record. Gene Ontology annotation, biological process: cell differentiation; anatomical structure development; negative regulation of transcription by RNA polymerase II. Gene Ontology annotation, molecular function: zinc ion binding; nuclear receptor activity; RNA polymerase II cis-regulatory region sequence-specific DNA binding. The coding region runs from base 487 to 2301 and encodes 604 amino acids. The transcript is spliced from 14 exons. NCBI's taxonomy places the organism in Eukaryota, Metazoa, Chordata, Mammalia, Chiroptera, Phyllostomidae.
AAAAAGUAGAUCUCUUGAUAUAGUAUUUUACAAGAAUAAGGGAUUUUUCUUCUUAGGAUUUGUUCUUCAACUGACAGCAGAAAAUUGCAGUCAGUACUGAAUUAAAGUUUUUGAGUAGCUCAGCAGUAGUGUUCGGUGGACAUCUGGUUGAAGAGUUCUCUUUAUCAGUGGUAGAAACAAAUUAGAGUGAUUACUUGGCUCGUGGUGAUUAUAUCAGUAGGCAUGUCUGUGCUGGUCCCUUCUUUUGGUAAAUAGGCCUUCUGAAAAUGCAGAAAUUGCCAGUCGUAUUAACCUGUCUUUCUGCCCCACUUACAUUGGUUAAUUCAAGAGAUAAGCACACAACCUAAGUUAGGCCAGCCUGAAUCCAUUAUCAAGAUUUUAAAAUUAGAAUUUGAGAGACUACUUUUCCUUUCCUGGUACUUGACUACAAAGUUGGAAAUAAGAAGCCACAUAGGGAGUAGCUAAGGACAUUUUUGCAGUUAGAUCAUGGCAACCAUAGAAGAAAUUGCACAUCAAAUUAUUGAACAACAGAUGGGAGAGGUUGUUACAGAGCAGCAAACUGGCCAGAAAAUCCAGAUUGUGACAGCCCUUGAGCAUAACACACAAGGCAAGCAGUUCAUUCUGACAAAUCACGAUGGCUCUACUCCAAGCAAAGUCAUUCUGGCCAGGCAAGAUUCCACGCCAGGGAAAGUUUUUCUCACAACUCCAGAUGCAGCAGGUGUCAACCAGUUGUUUUUCACAACUCCUGAUCUGUCUGCACAACACCUCCAGCUCUUAACAGAUAAUUCUUCAGACCAAGGACCGAAUAAGAUUUUUGAUCUUUGCGUAGUAUGUGGAGACAAAGCAUCAGGGCGUCAUUAUGGAGCAGUAACUUGUGAAGGCUGCAAAGGAUUUUUUAAAAGAAGUAUCCGAAAAAAUUUAGUUUAUUCGUGUCGAGGAUCAAAGGACUGUAUUAUCAAUAAACACCAUCGAAACCGCUGUCAAUACUGCAGGUUACAGAGAUGUAUUGCGUUUGGAAUGAAACAAGACUCUGUUCAGUGUGAAAGAAAACCCAUUGAAGUAUCACGAGAAAAAUCUUCCAACUGUGCCGCUUCAACAGAAAAAAUCUACAUUCGAAAAGACCUUCGAAGCCCAUUAGCCGCAACUCCCACUUUUGUGACAGAGAAUGAAACUGCAAGGUCAACAGGACUGUUAGAUUCAGGAAUGUUUGUGAAUAUUCAUCAGUCUGGAGUAAAAACUGAGCCAACUGUGCUGAUGACACCAGAUAAGGCUGAAUCAUGUCAGGGAGAUUUAAGUACAUUGGCUAGUGUGGUUACAUCAUUAGCAAAUCUUGGAAAAACUAAAGGACAUUCUCAAAAUAGUAAUAAAAUGUCUAUGAUUGAAGGAUUAAGCAAUGGUGAUGCCUCUUUGUGUGAAUUUAAUCAAGAAAUGCAUACCAACGGUGAUGUUUCAAGGGCAUUUGACACUCUUGCAAAAGCAUUGAAUCCUGGAGAGAGCACAGCCUGUCAGAGCUCAGUAGAGGGCAUGGAAGGAAGCGUACACCUAAUUGCUGGAGACUCGAGCAUAAGUUACAUCGAAAAAGAGGGGCCACUUCUCAGCGAUUCACAUGUAGCUUUCAGGCUCACCAUGCCGUCUCCCAUGCCGGAGUACCUGAAUGUGCACUACAUCGGGGAGUCCGCCUCCAGACUGCUGUUCUUGUCCAUGCACUGGGCACUUUCCAUUCCUUCCUUCCAGGCUCUAGGGCAAGAAAACAGCAUAUCAUUGGUGAAAGCUUACUGGAAUGAACUUUUUACUCUUGGCCUUGCCCAGUGCUGGCAAGUAAUGAACGUGGCAGCUAUAUUAGCAACAUUUGUCAAUUGCCUUCACAGUAGCCUUCAACAAGACAAAAUGUCAACAGAAAGAAGAAAAUUAUUGAUGGAGCACAUCUUCAAACUCCAGGAGUUUUGUAACAGCAUGGUUAGACUCUGCAUUGAUGGGUAUGAAUACGCUUACCUGAAGGCAAUAGUACUCUUCAGUCCAGAUCAUCCAGGCCUGGAAAACAUGGGACAGAUUGAGAAAUUUCAGGAAAAGGCUUAUGUGGAAUUUCAGGAUUAUAUAACCAAAACAUAUCCAGAUGACACCUACAGGUUGUCCAGACUACUUCUCCGAUUGCCAGCUUUGAGACUGAUGAAUGCUACCAUCACCGAAGAAUUGUUUUUCAAAGGUCUCAUUGGCAAUGUACGAAUUGACAGUGUUAUCCCACAUAUUUUAAAAAUGGAACCUGCAGAUUAUAACUCACAAAUAAUUGGUCACAGCAUUUGAAAGCUAAGAGCUCAGUAUAAACUUGCUGUUCUCCCUCACACUGAACAUAAGAGGACACCAAAUUGAACUCAUUGUUUCCAGGGCAUCUGGAAAUUAUGACUUUAAAAAAUAACUGAAAACCAAAGUAUUUUAAUUUUGACUUUCUUAAGAAGAAUUUUCAAAGUGACUGGAAGGUAGCAGGAAUUACAAUUUCCCUACCUAUCUUAUUUAAAUGAGUAAGAAAUACUAUGGAUUUACUCUUGGUUAAGAUGACACCUAGAGCCGUCACCUUUUAACUGUCUAAACUAAGAUCUCUCAUUUUAUCUACUUGGUAAAGCAAAUAAAUCAGUCUUUUUUUUUUCCAGAAUUGUGUUCCAUUCAUGUUUAAUUUCAUUACAAACUAGUAGAAACACUUAAUUGUCAGAAAUAUUUGAGGAUGUCCUUUUAUUUUACUCUUCUCUAAUAUAAUCAGUUUUCAUUACUAUGUCAAAAGAUUAUUUUAUGUGCAGUGGUGUAAUGAUAACAUUAGAACCAGAGGAAAUAAUAAUUGAAUAUAUAUAUUUUUUGUCUUUUGUAAAUACUAUGGCACCCCUAGCAUAUACCAGUCUCAUUGCUGGCAAUGAGACAUAGGUCAUUCAUGAUCUUAAGUUUUUUAGUGAUGUAUAAUGAUUAGUUAUAAGCACUUUUAUUUACAUAUGUAGAAGGAAAUGGUUUUUGAGAAUAAGAUAGGGUUCACGUUUUAAUAUUUUUGGCUUACUGCUGUGUUUUGAAAGUAGUAGAGACUCAGCCCAAAUGUUUCAGCAUUGCAAACUAGAUAUUAAAGU